Molecule: messenger RNA, 707 nt
Organism: Paramecium sonneborni
Lineage: Eukaryota; Ciliophora; Oligohymenophorea; Peniculida; Parameciidae
Source: the annotation of a GenBank genome assembly
UGUUUUACUAUGGAAGAUGAAUUAGCUUUUUAGAACCUUCAAAAUGGUAUAAGUCCUUCUUUUUUAGUUAAGCCAUUGAAAAUAUGAAAAGAGAAAGAGAUGAAUUGUUAUAAGAAUACCAAAAAGAAAAAACUGAUUUCUAAGCAUUUGAUGCACAAAUUCGUAAGAUGUAAAUGGAGCUAGACUUAAGAGUGGCUAUCUUGAAAGAUAAAGAAUAAAAAUUAGCUAAUUAUAAUAAGAUGAUAGAAGAGACAGAUAUAACAUAUAAUAGAGUAGAUUUAUUAACUGUAAAAUUUAAUAGAUUGUUGAAACAUCUAACAGAUUAGCAGCUAAUCUUGAAAAAGAGACAUAGUUCAUAAAAGACCGUUUCAAGCGUUAAUAAUAAAUUUGAAUUCAAUAUAGAUUAUGAAACUAGUCAACUUUUUCAUUUAAAUAUAUUCAUAAAAAAAAACUUCAAUUUUUAACAUAUAAUUUAAAAUAAGUGUUAAUAAAACAACUAUUUUUGUAAAAUUUUUAGAUCGUUUUACAUUCUUAUUCAAAAGAAAUAGGAAAUCAUUUCUAGAAAAUAAAAAAUAAGUCAAAAUAAUCCAUUUAAAUUGAAUAAAAACCAAAAAGAUUUUAAUAAAAUGUAAGAAUAUAAUUAAACAAAUUUGAUUUAUCAAAUUUAUUAUUAAGUGGAUAUGAAGUUUCCGAACUUCAGUUUUUGA